Grus americana (Whooping crane) is the source of this 1203-nucleotide messenger RNA. RefSeq names its product translation initiation factor IF-2-like. The record is from RefSeq and is a predicted model, not a curated record. Bases 446 to 1096 code for a protein of 216 amino acids. Lineage: Eukaryota; Metazoa; Chordata; Aves; Gruiformes; Gruidae. The transcript is spliced from 5 exons.
CUGGGGGGGCUUCCAGCACGGCCCCCCCCCAGCUCUCCCUGUGAGGCCAUGCUGGGCCCCCCCCCCCAGCCCGCUGGGGGUCAGGACGCGUCCCCCUCAGGGGGGGAUCGGCGGGGGUCCCCGGGUGGCACGUCCCCAUACGUGGGGCCAGGCCGGAGUCCCCCAGCCCCCCCUCACCUGCGCUGGGGGCCCGAGGCGAUAGCACCCCUUGCCCUUGCUCAUGACGGUGCCCCCCAUCCCCAUCCCACCCCCGUCCCCGUCCCCCUCCCCGGGGCUGCGCAGCGCAGUAGCAGGAAGCCGUGGCGUCACGAGGAGCCAGCCUGGGUGACGAGGGGCACGGUGGUGCUUUGGGGGCGAGGACAGCCUGGGGACAGGGACCCCUCGGGGACAGGACCCCCCCUCGGGGACGCAGCCCCUCAGAGCAGGGGGCUGCGCUGGCACGGGGAUGUGGGAGCUCGGGGUCCUCAUCCCCCUCCUUGGCGUGGGUGCCCUGCGGGUGAGCCAGGAGCCGGGCGAGGCGUGGGUGGCGGCGGGCGGCGGCGUGGCCCUGCAGUGCCGGGUGCUGGUGGCCGAGCCCUGGGACCUGCUGCGCCUCGAGUGGGUGAAGGACGUGGGGCGCGGGGUGCUGUGUGCCACCCGCCUGCGCCCCGCCGCCCCCGUCCCCUCGUUCCUCUGCGCCCCCCGCCUCCGCCUGGCCUGGCACCCCCCCCGUGCCACCCUCAGCCUCCAGCAGGCGCGGGGGGACGACGCCGGGCGCUACCUCUGCCGGGUCACCCUCGAGAUCCCCCACCACAGCACGGUCACCGGCAACGGCACCCUGCUCGGCGUCGGCACAGCAGCACCUGAUGGAGGACAUCCGGGGCUGGUGUGGGGGCUGGUGGGGGCCCUGGGGGGCACGGCCCUGCUCCUGGGGCUGGCCCUCCUCGGCCGCCGGUGCUGCCGCAGGAACUCAGACACGGACAUCUACCUGAACGUGCUGCACCCCUCGGCGCGGGCCCCCAGGAAGCUGGUGCCACCCCCCGUGCUGAUGGAGAACAGCACAUACCAGGAGGGGCCGCCGUGGGCACCGCGCCCCCCCCCCACCCCCCGGCCCUGAGAGGAGCCGUACCCCCGUGUGCCGCCGGUGCACGGCUGGGGGGGGGGGGCACCCCUCCCCUGCUCUGCCUUUCUGCAGAAAGCCCCCCAAAAAGCUGUUUUGCAGGA